AAGCCGGUGCGGAAGUGACCGGUGGAUUGCAGCAACAGCAGGCAGAAGGUCAGGUUGGUUCUCUGAUCAAUUUCAGCAUAAGUUUCCCCACAACUGUCGUCUGAACCACUUGUGAACUUCUCCCUGGUCUCGACAGGGGUCUUUAUACUCCGUGAUCUCCGAUAGGUGGAGGAGACACCCUCACCCUGAACACCGGUGCUGUAGGCUAUUUUGGCUCUUGUUUUAAAACAAGCUCCGCUGAACCUCGCCCUGAUGUCGGGGACUAAGUGCACACGGCUGAACGGGGCGCUGGUGAAACAGGUGCUGGAUUCGGUGGACAGCGUCCUGUUUGACUGUGACGGGGUGAUCUGGAGAGGGGACCAGUCCAUCCCCGGGGCUCCCCAGGUCAUAAACCUGCUCAAAGAGCACGGGAAGAAGGUCUUCUUCGUCACCAACAACAGCAGCAAGACGAGGAAGAUGUACGCGGAUAAAAUGACCUCGCUGGGCUUCGGUGUGAGAGAAGAAGAGGUGUUCGGAACCGCGUACUGCUGCGCCAUGUACCUGAAGACGGUGUGCAAGCUGGAGGGGAAAGUGUACCUGUUGGGAAGCAACGCCAUGGAGCAGGAGCUGGAGGCCGUGGGGAUCCAGCAGACCGGCGUGGGACCGGACCACGUCUUCGGAAAGCAGAACGACUGGGCCAGCGUGCCGCUGGACCCCGAGGUGAAGGCGGUGGUGGUCGGGUUCGACGAGCACUUCAGUUACAUGAAGCUGAACCGAGCCAUGCAGUACCUGAUCCAGAGGGACUGUCUGUUUGUGGGAACCAACAGGGACACCAGGCUGCCUCUGGAGGGGGGCAAGGCCGUGCCAGGUACAGGCUGCCUGUUGCAGGCUGUGGAAACGGCAGCCCAGCGUCAGGCCCAAACAGUGGGCAAGCCCAACCACUUCAUGUUCGACUGCGUGGCCUCCCAGUUCGGUGUGAACCCAGAUCGCUGCCUGAUGGUCGGGGAUCGGCUCGACACGGACAUCCUGCUGGGCUCCAACUGCGGCCUGAAGACCCUCCUCACCCUGACGGGGGUCAGCACCGUGGCGGAGGCCGAGGCCCACUGGGAGAGCGGUUGCUCGGAGAGGAAGGGGAUGGUGCCGGAUUAUUACGUGGAGAGCAUCGCAGACCUGCUUCCAGCUCUGCAGGGAUGAUACUGACUCGUAUGUCAGGUUCCAUCGUCUCUUUAAAAGGGAAAAUUUUAUUAUAAUCAAAUUUAAGUUUCUGUUUCUGUUGUGUGACAAACAGCACUGAAACUAGAUCUUAUUUAUGUAACUAACUAAAUGUCCAUUUUAAAUGAUUAGUAACACCAGAACAAAUAUGUCAGUAUUUUCUGUGUAUUUAAAGUUUUUAAAGAAACCUUGAAUCUACUGGCCUCUUUUCCUGCGAUGCUACUUCCUCUUAAGCACCUUUAAGGAAAACUCAACAAGGAGCACACACGUGGCAGCGUUGGUGUAAUGAUGUCCAGGUUUACAUUUCUGUAUCAAACUCUUUUGUGUUUGGAGACUUUGAAAUAAUGUGCAUAGUCUGAAUAAAAUUCAACCAUUUUCACAAACUCA
This is a messenger RNA of Nothobranchius furzeri (turquoise killifish), 1578 nucleotides long. Lineage: Eukaryota; Metazoa; Chordata; Actinopteri; Cyprinodontiformes; Nothobranchiidae. The record is from RefSeq and is a predicted model, not a curated record.